Messenger RNA from Linum tenue, 2853 nucleotides. NCBI's taxonomy places the organism in Eukaryota, Viridiplantae, Streptophyta, Magnoliopsida, Malpighiales, Linaceae. The record is from the annotation of a GenBank genome assembly.
UGUAACUCGACCGAGUCAGGAAAGGGAAACACAGAAACAUACUUGGGGAGAGAAGAUUCACGACGAGGAUGGCCGGAAAGGUUGCGCAACCGCUGGUGCCUCCAGCCACCGGGCUGACUGUAGGAGAGGAAUCCACACUGUCGGCGUCGUUGGUGAACUCCUUCAGAGUAAUAGCUGUAGUCGAUAGAUUGGCCUUGCAUCUGCAACCUGGCCGAGAAAAUAACUCCAGCGAGUUCUUCGGCCUCUGCCUCUCCCUCGCUCGAGGCAUUGAUUAUGCUGUGGCGAACAAUGAGUUACCCUCCAAAGUUCAAGAUCUACCUUUGCUGCUGAAACAGGUAUGCAGGCGCAAGAAUGAUCCCUUACUGGAGGCAGCUAUCAUGGUGCUGAUGAUUUCAGUCAAGAAUGCUUGUAAAGUUGGGUGGUUUUCAGAUCGAGAGACCCAAGAGCUCAUUUCUCUGUCCAGUGAGAUUGGGAACAGCUUUCGUAGUUUUGGAGAUACACUGGAUGCCUCUGGUAGUCCUCACUCCACUGUCUCUACAGUUUUAUCCAGGUACUAUCCUAAGAUGAAAAUGGGAGAUAUUCUUGUUUCCCUUGAAGUGAAGCCUGGUUUUGGGGCAUAUGUUCAGGAUUUUCAUAUCUCAAAGAAGUCAAACCAUUCCCCCCAUGAAAAAAUACGACUGUUUGUGGCCCAGACAGAUGGCAUGGACACAUCGGCUUGUAUUAUAAGUCCACAACAAGUGAACUUUCUAUUGAAUGGAAAAGGAGUCGAUAGAAGAACCAACAUUCAACUGGAUACUGGGCCACAGCUGCCAACUAAUGUGACUGGAAUGCUAAAAUAUGGAACAAAUCUUCUCCAAGCUGUUGGCACCUUCCAUGGAAAUUAUGUAAUAAUUGUCGCCUUUAUGAGUACUGUGCAAUUACCUGAUCCGCCAGUGCUGCUAGAUUAUGUCCAGUCGAGUUCUACUCUGUCAGAUCCAGACUCUGACAUAAUCGAGGGGCCUUCACGGAUUUCACUUAACUGCCCCAUAAGCUUUUCAAGAAUCAAGACUCCAAUCAAAGGGAGUUCAUGUAAACAUCUUCAGUGUUUCGAUUUUGGAAACUACGUUGAGAUAAAUUCAAAGCGACCAUCUUGGCGCUGCCCACACUGUAAUCAGAAUGUCUCUUACGCCGAUAUUCGCGUCGAUCAGAACAUAUUUAAGGCAAGUAACUUUGUGCCUAAUUCUCCUGUGUUUAUCUUAUCAACAUUCAAAUUUGAACUUUCCAAUCAUGCCAUUUCCAGGUAUUAAAAGAAGUGGGGGAGAAUAUCACUCAUGUGAACAUAUCAGCCGAUGGAUCUUGGAAGGCUGUCAUGGAAACUGAUGAUAACGGACCUCAGGCACCUCCAAGACAGAGAGAAACUCCUGAGCAGCCAGAAUCCUCCAAUGCGGAGUCACCUGCCACUCCCAUGAUUCUGGAUCUUACUGAAGGCGAUGAUCUAAUGGACGAGUUAUUAAGCAAUUGUGACACUGAAGAGCAUAAACCUUCUCCGGCUUCUUUUCUUGGUCAAACUCUGCCACAUUUGGACGAUCACUCUACUUCUCAAAUGGGAGAUUGGGCCAAUGCGUUUUUCCCUGCCACUACCAUAACUUCCCCUGUGAUAAUGGAUACAUCUUCCACUGUGCUUAAUAUGGAUUCCAGUGCUCAGCUUGCUCCUCUAGCAACCGAGAAUAACACCGGGAUGAGAUAUGUUGGGGUACCUGCUAACAGAGUCCCAACAGCAAUUCAGGCCCUCCCAGCUACAUUUAUGCAGCAUCAAACACCGAGAAUGAAUAAUAGUAUAAACAACGUGAACUCCACGGGCGGGUUGUCAUCUGUCAAUUCUAGUUUGCCUCCAUCAGCAUCUGCAAGUGGUUAUACUAAUGACAUGUUCCAGCGGUUCUCUAGAUCCCAGACUGCUCUUCCUCACGUUUCUGGGCUUGCUUCAGCUAUGCUUCGUCAAACUCCAUUGCAGAACGUGAACCAUCAAGCAAGGUACGUCAACAGUCCAAGUCCUCGUCCAGCUGCUGGUUUAACCUCUGGUUCGCUCCCAGGUGGUCAGAGAGUAUCAUCCUCACCCACGUCUCUUCCCCGUCCAGCUGCUGGUUUAACCUCUGGUUCAAUCCCAGGUGCUCAAAGAGUAUCAUCAUCACCCACACCUCUUCGGAUGCCUUCACCCGCAAGUCAUCCCACGAUUGUCCGGACUCCAUCUCCUUUAUCACGAGCUUCAACUUUCCAAGCGGCUCAAGCCAGCAGCUCUGUUCCACGACCACAAGCCAGGCCGGUGUUGGCGGGUUCCCAGCAGCAAGCAGCAGCAUCACCCCAUAUGAUACCUACUAGACAGCCUCCAGUGGUCCCGGUUCAAAUGCAAUCAGCCCGAGCUCCACAUGUAGCACAUUCUCAAACAGCUACUCCUACAACAUCCUCACCUACUGUCCCAUCAACCGAACAGAGCUGGCGGCCAAGUGGCAAAAUGCGUGGAAGUCUGCAAGGUCGGAACAUGGACGAAAUUAUGAGCUUGCUUCAGACCACCCAACAGACACCACCUGGAGGAACACCGUCGAGUUCUAUGCUGUCUGAGGCCACCAUAGCACCUCACCUUCGUGGUCUAUUCGAGAAUAGCCCAAGAUAAGCUAAGAUAUUUAAUGUACAGAGAGCAUCGGCUGUUCUUUUCGUGAGCUCCAAAGUCCUUGUAAAGUUCCACAGCCAAGCAGUUGACUCGUUACGUUGUUCUCUUAACUUAAGUUUGAUUUGGAAGAUUUUAGUAGUAUGUUUAUCGUUGUCGACUCGUUAUGCUAAUCUCUAGCUCCAGUUUGAUAUAUAUAUAUAUAUAUAUAU